Messenger RNA from Arxiozyma heterogenica, 570 nucleotides. It is a transcript of the gene JAC1, whose product is annotated as J-type chaperone JAC1. Gene Ontology annotation, biological process: [2Fe-2S] cluster assembly; protein complex oligomerization. Lineage: Eukaryota; Fungi; Ascomycota; Saccharomycetes; Saccharomycetales; Saccharomycetaceae. The record is from RefSeq and is a predicted model, not a curated record. The transcript has a single exon. Bases 1 to 570 code for a protein of 189 amino acids. Gene Ontology annotation, cellular component: mitochondrion. Gene Ontology annotation, molecular function: ATPase activator activity; protein-folding chaperone binding.
AUGUUGACUAGAAUAGUUGCACGCAGAUGGAUGACAAAGAUGACAUUAUUCCAAUGGUUUCCCAAGACCUUUCCUAACGGGGAGCCACAAUGGAAAGUUGACACAUCAUUAUUAAGAAAAGAAUAUAGACAGUUACAAGCACAAGUGCAUCCAGAUGUUGUCAAUUCCAAGGGGAACAACGAGGACCAUUCUGCUCAAUUAAAUAAGGCAUAUCAUAUCUUAAGCCAACCAUUAGCAAGAGCCCAAUAUCUGAUUAAAUGUGUCAAAGGUGUGGACUUAACUAACGAUGAAGUAUCUAAACAAAUGACAAAUAACGAUCCCAUCUUGCUAUCUAAUAUUAUAGAUGUACAUGAAUCCCUAACAGAUUGUGAAAAUGAGAAUGAGAUAGCCAUAAUUCGUCAAGAAAACAAGAACAGAUUGAAACAAUUGAUACAAAAAUUAGAUAAGGAUUUUGAAUGCAAUGACUACGAUAAAGCAAUAUCCACUACCGUAGAAUUAAAGUAUUGGACCAACUUAGCUAAGGCAAUUAACGAAUGGACACCGGGAUCAAGAUUUGAAUUGCAUCAUUAA